CAUCUUUGGCAAAUGCGUGAAAUGUGAUUACUUACGGUGUGAUCUGUGACAGGCUUUUGCAUGUUAUUCUUGAAUGAGUAAAGAUAUUUUCCUGUAUGAAACUGAUUGCUUAUUGCAAGUUUAAGACUAUAAUUUUAUUUUUGUAGUAGUGUAGCCAACUUGAAAAGAGUUUUACAGUUUUAAGUUCGAAAUAACCCAAGAAGGAUGCAGUUUUAGUCAACAUUGUGAAGAUGUCUUCAUUAUUAGUGUUACAAGUUUAGAAUCAUCUAAUAUUUGUGCCUCAUAAUUUUCUUAAGAUCUGGUUAUUAGAUGUAUAGAAAUAAUGCCUACAGCAUCCGGGCCUGGACCAGGUAGCAAUGGUGUUAACACUCAUUUCAUCAAUAAUGAGGCAUGUGGUAUACGUGAUGUGUGGGCAAACAACAUGGAAGAUGAGUUCAAAAUAAUACGGCAGAUUGUCCAAAAGUAUAAUUAUAUUGCAAUGGAUACAGAAUUUCCUGGUGUUGUAGCGCGACCUAUAGGAGAAUUUCGUAGCACGGCUGAUUACCAGUAUCAACUAUUAAGGUGUAAUGUUGAUUUAUUGAAGAUCAUUCAACUAGGUUUGACAUUUUUAGAUGAAAAUGGGAAAUCUCCUCCUGGUUUUACUACUUGGCAGUUCAACUUUAAGUUUAAUCUCACGGAAGACAUGUAUGCCCAAGAUUCCAUUGAUCUUCUUACAAGUUCAGGAAUUCAGUUUAAAAAACAUGAUGAAGAAGGUAUUGAUCCUUAUCAGUUUGCUGAAUUGCUGAUGACUUCUGGUGUUGUUCUUAUUGAAAAUAUAAAAUGGAUCUCUUUUCAUAGUGGCUAUGAUUUUGGGUACUUGCUGAAAUUAUUGACUGACCAAAAUUUACCUGCUGAAGAAUCAGAGUUUUUUGAAUUAUUAAGGAUCUAUUUCCCAACAAUCUAUGAUGUGAAAUAUUUAAUGAAAAGCUGUAAGAAUCUUAAAGGUGGCUUACAAGAAGUAGCAGAACAACUAGAUCUUGAAAGGAUUGGUCCACAGCAUCAAGCAGGAAGUGACAGUUUACUAACAGGAGCGACAUUUUUUAAAAUGAGAGAGAUGUUCUUUGAGGAUAACAUUGACGAUGCCAAGUACUGUGGACAUUUAUAUGGACUUGGAACUUCAUAUGUUAUGAAUGGCAAUGCUACUCUUGAAGAAGCAUCUCCUAUACCUACAACAUCUGCUUCUUGACAAUUGUUAAUUUAAAUUUCGACAUGUUCAUCAACAACAUCUAGGUCGAAGCAUCGUGACAUGGUUUUAAUUCCAGAAUUGUGAUGGCAAUGCAUAAAAACUUUUGUUAUUCUUUUAAAAAUGUGUGCUUAGAUAUAAGAACUGUAAAGCCCAUUAUUGGACUUUUUUUACAGGAAUUCUGAUGUACACACAAACACAUAUAUAUAUAUAUUUUGUAAUAAUUAAAAUGUGACAUUGUGAUCAUUCAUUCAAGUAUGCUAUUGUGGAGUAAUUUUUUGAGCAUUUAUUCUUAUGUUGUAUCAUCAAUACUUUUUUAAGAAGCAGUUAAAAUGAUUUUUGUUUUUAUUUUAUGCCCUGCCAAUUUUAUACAUUAUUCUUUUUUAAAACCAUAUUUGAAUAAAAUGGACAAAUAUUUCGAAA
This is a messenger RNA of Stegodyphus dumicola, 1645 nucleotides long. RefSeq names its product CCR4-NOT transcription complex subunit Pop2 (gene Pop2). The record is from RefSeq and is a predicted model, not a curated record. Gene Ontology annotation, cellular component: CCR4-NOT complex. NCBI's taxonomy places the organism in Eukaryota, Metazoa, Arthropoda, Arachnida, Araneae, Eresidae. Gene Ontology annotation, molecular function: nucleic acid binding; poly(A)-specific ribonuclease activity.